Messenger RNA from Vicia faba (fava bean), 2337 nucleotides. NCBI's taxonomy places the organism in Eukaryota, Viridiplantae, Streptophyta, Magnoliopsida, Fabales, Fabaceae. The record is from the annotation of a GenBank genome assembly.
AUGUCGUUGUUGGCUGCGAGUGGCGGCGACACCGUCAAACUUUUCGACGCUUCCGAUAAGCUAUUCGACUCUUCCAUCAACUCCGGCGAUCCUUGCAUCCUUAACUUCACUCCUUCUCCUGGCUUUCAAGUCAAUUCAGUCAAGUGGAAUCACACUAAUUUGGUUGUUGCAAGUGCGGGUGAUGAUAAUAGGAUCUCUUUCUGGCGGAAGAAUGGACACAGCAUGGGGACUAUUCCGGUUGAUAAUGUUGACAACGUUGAGGAGUCAAUACUGGCUAUCAGUUUCAGCAACAAGGCAUCCAGAUAUAUGUGUUCUGGAGGAAGUGAUCAAGUUGUAAAGAUAUGGGAUUUGCAAAGGAAGCGCUGUAUUAAAAGGUUUAAGGGUCAUACUAAUACUGUCACAGGUGUAAUGUACAAUUGUAAAGACGAGCAUUUGGCUUCUAUCAGCCUCAACGGGGACCUUAUACUUCAUAACCUUGCCUCUGGGCAAAGGACAGCUGAACUCAAAGAUCCCAAUCAACAGAUGUUGAGAGUUCUUGAUUAUUCUCGGGUUAGUCGUCACCUUCUUGUGACAGCUGGCGAUGAUGGGACAGUACAUCUGUGGGAUACAACUGGACGCAGCCCUAAGGUUUCAUGGAUGAAGCAGCAUUCGGCACCAACUGCUGGCAUUAGCUUCUCUCCAUCCAACGAUAAGAUCAUUGCUAGUGUUGGCCUUGAUAAGAAAUUAUACAUUUAUGACUCUGGAUCUAGAAGAACAACAUCUUCCAUUUCUUGCGAAGCUCCUUUUUCUUCUGUAGCCUUCAAAGAUGAUGGUUGGAUGCUGGCUGCCGGAACUAGCAAUGGACGUGUGGCUUUCUAUGAUGUCCGUGGAAAACCACAACCUUUUGGUGUUCUUCAUGCUUAUGGUAGUUCAGAGGCUGUUACAAGCUUAUGUUGGCAAAGAUCAAAACCAGUUGUUGUCGAUGAAAGGAAUUGCACUGCUGAGACUGCUCUUGUGGGAGAUUCUGUUGAAGAUUCAAUCCUUAUGCCUGAUCCUUUACCUCCUGCAACUUCAUCUAGCUUUCCCCUAUCUACAUCAGUGUCUGGUACUUGGAAUUCUGGUCGGCUGGGUGCUUCCAUUGACACAUCUUUGCUUGCAACAUCCGGCAGUGAAUUUAUAACAAGCCUGCCAACUGUGUCUAUUGGAGAGGAAACACCACUUCGAAACAAUUUACGGCUAGGUGGAACACUGUCCAGGUUGAAUGCUCCGCGUUAUAAAUUGACGGAGGAAAUAGAUGUAUUCUCCCCUCUUGUGGAUGUUACACCAAUAACACCUUCAAUGUGGGAUGGAAAUGGGGUAAAGAAGGAUAUUUUAUCAUCCAGUCGAAGAUUUCCAAAUUCAGAAGUCGUAAGCAGUGAUCAUGCAAUAGCUGAUUGGAAGUCUGGCUCAACUACCAAGCAGGAUAUCACUCAAUCUUCCUUUCCAUUUGCGGGGUUAACUCCUCCAUCCACGAAGAGUGAAGAAUCUUCCAUCACUCCUCCAGAGGCAUGGGGUGGGGAGAAGUUAGCUGAUAAAUAUAUUUAUCCACGUCAGGCAAAUGCACCAUCUCGAUUUGGGAUGUUAGCUUCCAGUGGCCAGGCAGCAGGGUUGACGCAUUCUGGAGUGCAGGAUACAUCCUCAUCAUCUGGUAUCAGUCCCUAUACCAGUUCAAGCCUAAAUUUUUCCAAUUUACGCACCAAAGAUGUUUCUACAGGCCAGGAGACUCCAUUGGGGUUUUCUGAUCACAUGUUCUCUACUUCUUUGCCUUUUCCCAUCAAUACAAAAGCCAGCAUUGGACAGGCAAACAUUGACUCUCCAAAAAUAUCUGAUUCUCCUAGAAUGCAAUCCUUUUCUAAAAGAAUUUCUAGUUAUGCAGAAAGAAUAAGCACUGCACCUGCCUUCGGAGAUGGUGCAUCUCUUGCAGUUGGUUCACCUAAGAUUAAGAAAUCAGGAGCAGAAACCAGAGAAGAACUUCUAAAUAGCUUGCUAUGGAAGUCAGAAAUAUCUAUCCCAACAGAAUCGGGCUCUCUCCUGACAAAUGGAACAAUACCACAACAGAAAGCAUCUCAGUCAGAUGCACAAGGAUCUUCAUUUACUCUUCAGCUUUUUCAGCGGACGCUGAACGAAACUCUAGGUUCCUUUCAGAAAUCUAUACACGAGGAUGUGAGAAACGUCCAUCUUGAAGUAUUAAGACAGUCUCAUCUGCACGAGAUAGAAAUGUCCACUAUGAUGAACUUAAUUCUGGAAAAUCAAGCUAAGUUGGUGAAAGAAAUGGAGGCUCUGCGUAAGGAAAACGAGCAGCUUAGACAAUUGCUUUGA